AUGUGGGACGACGAGGACAACAAUCCGUAUGGAUCCUUUGCCCGCCAUGACUCCAACACGUCCGAUAUUCCCGGGCUAGCGUCGCCCGCUGCCCUGCCGUACCGCCCCGCGACGCCGCCCUCGGAGGCGUCGUCGCCCGCACAAGAGUCGCCCGAGUAUGUCUCUCAGCGCGACAUGAGCGACGUCGACUACAACGAGCAGGACCAAGACCACGCAGACCCAAAGGCGCCUAAGAAGGGCGGGUACGAUGCGCGCGUGGAACAAUGGCUGUACGAGCACCCCGAGCAACUCGUCUUGAUCACGAGCGCGGGCAAGGACGGUGUGAACUACAUCCAGUACACCAUCAACUGCGGUGGCCUCGAAGUCAAGCGCCGAUACUCUGAAUUUGCAUCCCUGCGCGCCGAACUGGUCAGACUUCACCCCACGCUCAUCGUACCUCCCAUCCCCGAGAAGCAUACCAUGGCCGACUACGCCGCCAAGCCGACAAAGGCGAAGGAGGAUGCCGGCAUAAUAGAGCUGCGGAAGCGCAUGCUGGCUGUCUUCCUUAACAGGUGUAGGAAGAUGCAGGAUAUACUACAAGAUGGCGUCUUCUGGCGGUUCCUCGAUCCCUACACAAGUUGGGCAGACGUACUCAACAGCCCGCCUGUUUCCAAUAUCCCCAAACAGAUCCUCAAAGCACCUCCACUCGAUGCCGCGAACCCUUCCCAAGCCCACAGCUACCUUCCAGUCCCCUCGUCUUCCGCCAAAUUGAAGUCGGGCGGUACCAUAUCUAGCUCGGGUACUCCUGUCUCACCAGCCAACAACGCAGCCCUACCUUCAGCAGCCGCGCAUACGACACCGGGUCCUGCCAUUUUCGGUCGUUUCCCUCCUGAGACGCGCAAUAUGUCGGAAGAGGAGUUGGAUCCAUACUUUGUUAGCUUCGAGAACUCGUCCAAAGACCUAGAACACCUGCUGCAAGGACCAAUGGAGAAGGUCAACAGACGACUGCUCAUGCACCUGGGCAAUUGGGGAGAGGACAUGGCAGAUCUUGGCGCUCGAUUCAAUGCCUUUUCGCUAUCUGAACAGACGCAGUCUCUCGCUGCAGCCAUUGAAAAGACGGGACAAGCUGUCGACUCUACGUACAUUGCGACGACCGAACUCUCUUCGUCUCUCAGCGCAGGCUUCUCGGAGCCUAUGCGUGAGAGCGCGCAAUUUGCCGGCAUCGUACGUUCUACCUUGAGAUAUCGAGUGCUCAAGCGGAUACAGGAGGACAUGACAAAGGACGAACUUGAGAAGAAGCGCAAUCUACUCGAAUCCCUCGAACGCAGUGAAGCAGAGUCGAAACGAUUAGAACAACAUCUGAGUGGCGUCGGCCAUCAACCUGCCCGAAGUCGCGCUGCUUCCAACAGCUCACACCGAAGCAUCGGCGAGGCGGAGCAACCACGUAGAUCGGACGAGGAUAGGGCGUCGAUUGAUUCCGACUUCCCACCUACACAUGGCGACACACCAUCCAGCGCACAGGGCGCACCUGAUAAUCAGUCACCGCCUAGUAGCCCGCACAAGAAGACUGCAAGUGGGAAUUUCGUCACCAACAAGCUGUUUGGGUCCAUUACACAUGCUUUCAGGGGUAUGGCAGACGUAGAUCCUGAAAAGACUCGAAGAGAUCAGAUCGGCAAGACACGGGAUAGUAUGGUACAGCUCGAACAAGCGCUGACUGUGGCCGAGAAAGACACCAAAGACGCAAGUGCGGGUGUGAUGAAGGACCUGCGACGAUUCCAGAGCGAAAAGGAGGACGAUUUACGGCGUUACAUGAUGGAGUUCGCUCAAUGCCAUAUCGAUUGGGCGAAACGAAACAAGGCGGCUUGGGAAGAAGCUAAAGCCGAAGUUGAGAAUAUUGCGCCACAGCCCUCAGAAGAAUACCCCAGGAGAUCUGAGGACUUUGAAGCCCGAGAGCAGUGA
This is a messenger RNA of Alternaria ethzedia, 1938 nucleotides long. RefSeq lists its product as uncharacterized. Gene Ontology annotation, biological process: retrograde transport, endosome to Golgi. The transcript has 6 exons. Bases 1 to 1938 code for a protein of 645 amino acids. Gene Ontology annotation, molecular function: phosphatidylinositol binding. NCBI's taxonomy places the organism in Eukaryota, Fungi, Ascomycota, Dothideomycetes, Pleosporales, Pleosporaceae. The record is from RefSeq and is a predicted model, not a curated record.